GGUGCUUCGGAAAAGCAGUAAAUGUGGACUCGCUACAAACUAAAGCGCAUCGGAAACACUCAACCAUCCUUUCCAACUGUCCCCUCGUUUUAUCAAAGAGAGAGAUGACAAGCAACAACAAGGUUGCAAAGGGGAGCACCGCGAGUUCCGGACGCGGUCCUCAAAAGCAACCCGGAUAUGUGUAUGACCCGAAGGACAACGAUACGGCGUUGAAAGAGAAAGGGAGGAGGGCAGUGUUCAAGCAUGUUCUCGAGUCGCCGUUUAACUACAAGUGGCCAACGCUCUCAGAGGCCGAUAACCAAGAUAUAAUGGAGCUGUUAUGCAGUCUGCUGGCUCCUAUCGGCACCCAUCGCCGCGCCGUCACCCAAGCACGGCACGAGUGUGCCAGAGAGAGAAAAGCCGCUCGCCAAAAGGCGAAAGCGCUUGCGAAGUUAGCGAAGGAGAAAGAGGCAUCUGCUCCAAGUGCUGCUGAUGCCACCCAAAUAUCAGCCGCCGGUGCGACACCUGCACCGCAGACGGCACUUCCGCAAACGCUGGCGGAGAGGGAGGCCGCCCAAAAGCUGUUGAAGAAGCAGAAAAAGAAGGAUGUGAGAAAUACUACUGCGGGCUCUCCGAGUUCGCGACCACUUCCGGAUGUCCCAUUCGAUUCACUGAAAGCAGCGACGGCCCCCGAUACCGUCCCACCACCCUCAAUAAUGAAAUCCAUCAUGCUCGGUUUGAACACCAUAUCAACACAGCUUACGCGUGCAUCAACAAUCUCACCCUCACAAACCGGCACGUCCGACCCAGUCAACCUCCGCCUCAUAUUUCUAUGCACGGGCGACAUGCCCUCAGUCAACCUCUACGCGCAUAUACCCACACUGACCUACCUCGCCGGCGGCGACAUACGGCUGUGUCCGCUCGCGAAAGGUGCUCAAGCGCGGUUGGCAGAUGCCCUGGGAAUGAAGAGCUGUGGGGCGCUGGGUAUCAUUAAGAACUCACCAGAGUUCGACGCGUUUUGUACUCUUGUCGCAUCGAAAGUUGAGGCCCCGGUCAUUCCCUGGCUCCCACCACCGCCAAUCGCGAAACCGGACGAAGCGCCCGCAAGCGCCCCUCCUCCAACAACCAUAGUUCCCGCCGCACCAACGGCGGCUACGACCGAGAAAGGGAUCUACCUCCCAACCCAGAUCAAAACCUUCCGGACAACAGCGCCACUGCGUGGCAGGGGCAAAGGUCGCGGGGGUGAUCAAUCAGCGCAAAGGGGCGGGAAAGGGAAUCAGGCAGGACAUAGGGGCGAUAAAGGGAGUCAGGGCGCGACAUCGAAAGGGGAUUCUGUCACCACCGCGCCCGAAAAACAGGGAAAAAGUACAGAUGAUGAUGUGCAGAAAAGUGAUGGACAGGGGAAAGCCCAGGGGAAAGCCCAGGGAACAGGGAAACAACAGAAGCAGCAGAAGAAUCAAGGCGGGAAGAAAGAGGGUACGGUGGGUGGGGAAGGAACCGACGGGAAGCGACAGGGCGGCGGUGGAAAACGGAAAGAGCCACCUACGAGCGAGAGAGAACGGAGCGAAGUGUCGGGUAAGAAAGCCCGGCAAGGCGAGUCGGUUAUGGCGAUUGAACCAGAGGAUAAGAUGCAAGUUUAGGAUAGAG
Molecule: messenger RNA, 1626 nt
Organism: Fimicolochytrium jonesii
Lineage: Eukaryota; Fungi; Chytridiomycota; Chytridiomycetes; Spizellomycetales; Powellomycetaceae
Exons: 4
Coding region: 105-1619 (504 amino acids)
Biological process (GO): intronic box C/D snoRNA processing; tRNA processing; rRNA processing
Cellular component (GO): cytosol; ribonuclease MRP complex; nucleolar ribonuclease P complex
Molecular function (GO): ribonuclease MRP activity
Source: RefSeq, a predicted model, not a curated record